Messenger RNA from Myripristis murdjan (pinecone soldierfish), 432 nucleotides. RefSeq names its product musculin (activated B-cell factor-1) (gene msc). Bases 1 to 432 code for a protein of 143 amino acids. Lineage: Eukaryota; Metazoa; Chordata; Actinopteri; Holocentriformes; Holocentridae. The transcript has a single exon. The record is from RefSeq and is a predicted model, not a curated record. Gene Ontology annotation, molecular function: DNA-binding transcription factor activity, RNA polymerase II-specific; RNA polymerase II transcription regulatory region sequence-specific DNA binding; protein dimerization activity. Gene Ontology annotation, biological process: developmental process; regulation of transcription by RNA polymerase II.
AUGUCCACUGGCUCUGUAGCAAGCGAUGCUGAGGACUUUGACACAUGUCACAGGAGGACUGCUGCAGCCUCUUUGGAAAGGACCAGGCGGAGAAUUGCCUGCUAUAAUCCCAGCCGGUAUUCGGAUGAGGAGUUGGAUGACGAUGCUGUGGACGGGAAGAGCAAACAGGAGCGCAAACUGUCCAAGGCGCACCCGAAGGAAGCGCGGCAGUUGCAGAGAAACGCGGCCAACGCCAGGGAGAGGGCGCGGAUGAGAGUGCUGAGCAAAGCCUUCUCCAGACUGAAAACCAGCCUGCCCUGGGUGCCCGCGGACACCAAACUGUCGAAAUUGGACACGCUUCGACUUGCCUCCAGCUACAUCUCUCACCUCAGACAGCUCCUGCAGGAUGACCGAUUCGAGAACAGCUUUGCGCACCCGGUUAAUCUGGUAUGA